Molecule: messenger RNA, 5247 nt
Organism: Ylistrum balloti
Lineage: Eukaryota; Metazoa; Mollusca; Bivalvia; Pectinida; Pectinidae
Exons: 6
Coding region: 3991-4683 (230 amino acids)
Source: RefSeq, a predicted model, not a curated record
UUUUUAUCUUUAACCAUUCUCACAUCUGACCUUUCUCUAGAUCGCAGUUUUUUAUCUUUAACCAUUCUCACAUCUGACCUUUCUCUAGAUUCCAGUUUUUUUUUUAUCUUUAACCAUUCUCACAUCUGACCUUUCUCUAGAUCGCAGUUUUUUAUCUUUAACCAUUGUCACAUCUGACCUUUCUCUAGAUGGCAGUUUUUUUAUCUUUAACCAUUCUCACAUCUGACUUUUCUCUAGAUCGCAGUUUUUUAUCUUUAACCAUUCUCACAUCUGACCUUUCUCUAGAUCCCAGUUUUUUUAUCUUUAACCAUUCUCACAUCUGACCUUUCUCUAGAUCCCAGUUUUUUAUCUUUAACCAUUGUCACAUCUGACCUUUCUCUAGAUCCCAGUUUUUUAUCUUUAACCAUUCUCACAUCUGACCUUUCUCUAGAUCCCAGUUUUUUAUCUUUAACCAUUCUCACAUCUGACCUUUCUCUAGUUUUCCGGUUCACAAUUUUUUACCUUUACCCCAACCAUGUCUUGACCGUUCCCUGGAUAAUGUGUCCACAAACUGGACACCUUCGCACAGCCUGGGAGCAGACGUGACAACAGACAAGAUGAGCACACGGCAGAAACGCGAUAGAAGCAUCUUCCUCCUCACAUAUUCUACACAUCCUUUCUUUCUUCAACUUUCUGUUUUCUUCCAUGAGAGCCUGGAUUUCUGUUACAAAGGUGAGAGGUCACUUAUCUACCAAACAUUCUGUUAUUAUUGGUUGUUGUUGGGUUAUUUUCCUAAAAGCUGUAUGAAACACUUCAGAAAAAUUUAAUCUACAGUUGGUUGGUUUCUAAGACAUGCGUCAUCAUAUUUAUUCAAACAAAAUUCUAAUUCAAGAAGUUAAUAUUUUGGCUGAUACAUCAUCAGUGUUGAGGAAAAAAUACUUCUAAGCUUGUAACUAAUAAUAAUUAAUAGCAAAUACAUUUUUUUAUUUUAGCGCGAUGAGUGCAAAAAUAAUUUUCAGUCUCAUGCGUGAGCGAAAUAUUUUUUUUGUAUGCAAUAUACAAUUCAUUCUACCAGAUGAUCGAUCAACCUAGCGACUGUGAAAUUUACCUUUCAUUUGCUGAUCAAUAGGGUCCUGUACAUUGGCGCCAGACGUUUCGCCGUUGACGUCAUCAUCCAUACCAUUUGUGACGUCAUCUAUUUGUUGCUCGCCUGCUUCCUCCAGACGUUGGAUCUCGUCCACUAUGGCGAUAGCAUCAAUGGUUUGUGUACCUGAAAUGGUCACAUGAUCAGAAAUAUUGUAUUGCAUUAAAUAUGUCGUUUUCAAAGUCUAUGACAAGCCUACUUAGGCACUAAAUCUUUAGUGACACCUUAAAUUAUCUGAAAUAUCCGACCAUUUGGAAUUUUGAAAAAUAAUGCAUUAAAUAGCAUUUGAUAGGUCUGUCUCCUACCAAGAUAAAUACACCAAUACUUCCCUCAAAAAAGUAAAUAGGAUGGAUAAUCUUAUUGUUCAAUACAUCAUGUGUUCCAUGUCGAUUUUUUCCUAUGUAAUAUAUUUGUUUUGAAAUGUUAUACAUAAUUAUAUCUAGUGCCAAAUCACCUUUGAGCAAAAUGUUUAUUUAUUUAAAGUUAUACAAUAUAGAAUGAUUUAACAAAGGAGUGUUUAUCUCCUAACAACUUACCUUUUUGACGGAGGUUUCUUACUGCCCAACUGACCAUUUCAGGAUUGUAGCCAUUCUCAGUUAAGCUCUGGUAAGCUGGUAAUGAGCGUAUAUCCUCUAUUUCCUUUGUCUGGUUUUGCGGAUCUUUAUUGUCGUUUGUCUGAACUGUGUUUGGCUGGUUCCCUUCCUGGUAAAAGAAUUGUAUCAAAAUUAUCACAUUGAAAAUGUCAUGGUAACAAUGUCAAUAAAACAAGAUUUUCGGUGAAACUGUUGUCUAUCAUCUGAAGGGCAACACAUACCUCUCUGUCCAAUUGCUCCUGUACCAGCUGAAUGAAUUCUACUCCUUUGUUUUGACGUAGGUAAGCACAUUUUGGGAACCAUCUAGCAUGUUCAACCCAGGGAUCAUCCCCCAUCUCCCAGUUACGUAGACCGCCUCCACAGAAAAAGCAUCGGGUAUAAUCAGAGUAUCCAGCAAAUACAAAACCCGCCUCGGCCAUAAGUUUUGGUGUCUGAGAGGCUGUCCAACCGUUGUAUGAACUCAUUCUCACCGGCAACACUGCGUAUGCUGGGUACUUUGGUUUGUCGAAGUUGACACCUAGGGGGGCCAAUUUUCUCAUGGUAGCAGUGCUGACAUUUGUGUCCGAUCUUUGUUGCGUUCCCUGUGUUUGUGUGUUCCCUGAUCUGCCACUCCCGUUCAUCAUGCCGUUUGUUAACAGCUGAUUUGAUCUAUUUGAUCUUUCAUGUACUUGUGUGGUUUGGUCAUUUGGUCUAUUUCCACCGCCAUUAGUAGUUGUUAACGUCGUGCUAUUCUGGUUGUUUGGUGCAUUAUCUGAUGCAGUUGUUUCUUGCACGAGCUCUUGUCUCUGAUAAGGAGACGAUUCCUGAAUAGAAGACUGCCUUUCUGAACGCCUUUGGGUGUUAGUAUCAUUUGGUGAUCUGAGAAUUGGCAGAACUUGACCGUUGUUAAUAAACAUAUUUCCAGAUGAUUGAGCUAAGUUUCUUUGGACUAAAGGUGUUUCAUGUCCUGUGUUUUGUCCGUUUAAUCUUGCUUCCUGUUCAUGCAAAGACGGAUUUUCAGGCAAGGUAUCAAGUCUUUCAUUUUGUGGUUCUGCUCCAUAUGAAUUUUGAAAUAUUUGUCUAAUAGGGGUUGCUUCUUCUUCUCGUUGUAUAGGGACGUUUGUGUCAUCGUUUCCAGUCACAUAAUUGCAAGUUGGAGACAUACUUCGAUGGAGUCGGUACGGAUCAUAGCCAAGACGCCAAUUUUGGAAGGAAUCACUUCAAAAUACCCAGAACUAUUACAUAUUGAAUACACAUUGCUGGAAAUCCCACAGCUACUGCAUGUACAUCAGAAACAUCUUGUCGCAAGGAGAAGAGAGAUACAGGAAGUUCAUAACCAAAUACUUCCACGCCCUGGUGCUUUGAUAUGGUAUACUCACAAAAACUUUCCUCUUAAUGUGUGCUGUGUUUACAGAUAAUGUAUUUCUAGUUGUUUUGCAGAUGUGGGAGUUAUUAGUAGCAACAAUCUGAUACCUUCUUAACACAUGUAUUAGUAGUACGUUCAUUCACCGUAUGGUUCUCUAAAUUGUAAACUUCACAAGUAUAUAUAUACACCGACCUGUUUAAAAACCUUUACUGUGGGAUUCAUAAAGCCUACACUUAUUAUAGUCCAAAUGGAAAUCACCUUUACCAUAUUUAGAAAAUUUAAUCUAUUUUUAUACACAUUGAUAUCAAUGUGUUUACCUUAGUUGUUUAAAAGCUUUGUAUCGUGUAACCUGACCUUAUAAUCCUCAUUUUUCCAUGCUUUAUUUUACAUUUGUUGCUUUUUUAAGUUGUUGAAGUAAUCCGGAAGAAAAUCGUGCUUGGCGUUGUUAGGAAAAUCAACGGGAGAUUAUCAGAAAAAGAGGAUUGGCCUGUGAUAUCUAUCAAGUAUUAGAGGAAGAAAAAGAAGAAGAAAAAGAUCAAAUAUCUAACAUCACUUUCCAGAACGUGAUUUACAUGGAAAUAAACAAAAUAUUUCAUGCCCUGAAUGAUGACUUUAUGCAACAUUUGAAUUGGAAAUUGUAUAAAUUAUUGAUGAUUGAAUAUUUAUGUUUCCAUAUCCCAAGUGAUUAACACUAGUUUCAAUGACAAAACAAGAGCUAAAACAGAAAACUUGGAUUGCAUUAAGAAGGGUAUAGCAAAAUGUAAUCAGAAUGCAGCAAAAUGUUUUUGAUGAAUUCACCUGCUGGUUUAAUCAUAUAAUAGAGUAAUUGUGUCAUACAAACUCAGGGCUUUACCACUGGCGUUAAACUCACAAGAUCGUACGAUUUCCUUGUGUUUUAAUUCCGAAGUCCUGUACCACAAAGCAACGUAAUGCCUUUGCCAGUUCAACCACGUCGGUUACGAACAGAGAAUGUCCAAGGCACAACAGUACACUUUAGAGAAGUAGACUAUCAGACGGAGGAAGGUGCAUAUGAGGAUGAGCGCUUGGACGAAGUUUUAGAGACGGGAGUGGACAGAGGAGAAGAAAUUGGAACAGUCGGUUGUGGACAGUUGGCUGUGAUACAAAGUGUCUCGGGAUACUAUGAUGAAGAGCAACUCGUCGACAUACACAGUCAGGAAAAUUCAGAAGGCGGAAGUGGAUUGUUUGGAAAUAAUCAGGUUGUAAUUAUAGAAUUACAGAGAAGAGGACACGAUAUCACUCUUAUUCAAAGAGUCAUGGACGGGAUUUUGUCAGAAAGACCCAAUUUAAGAUUGACUCCCGAGUAUGUGGAGCGUGAGAUACAAAGGUUACGUGGUGGUAUCCAUGAUCAAGAUGAAUCCAGAAAUAUUGUGAAGACUGGGACUGUCUCAAAAGAACAAGAUAUGAAGGAAUUGCGUUUGGAGAAUCAAAAUCUGAAGGAAAGACUCACUUGUAAAAUCUGCAAGGAAAAUGAAAGUUGUAAAGCAUAUAUUCCAUGUGGCCAUCUAAUCAGCUGUAGUGGCUGUUUCAAAAACAAUAGAGGUACAUGUGCAAUCUGUAAACGACACAUCGACCGGGUCGUAAACGUGGUAGACGAUGUAUAACAGAGGAGACUAUAGACCUCAACAAAACAUGGAGAAGCGCAUUGCACGUAUGGAGAAUCAUAAACAAGGAUUUAGAAUGUGUCGUCUGGUGGUGACUUGAGAGCAUUUCUUUUGUUGGUGUUUUCGGACAACGGUUGAUAACAUCAGUAAUUGUCAACCAAUCAAGGCUAUUCUAAACUGUUACGUGACUAUGGGUGAGCAUUUAGAAUAACGAUAUGGCAGGAGGAACAAUGAUAUAUUGAUGUGUGGUUAUAAGACGUUAUUUUCGAAUCGUAUCAUGACUAUCAAAUGAUAGUUUCGUAUCGGACUAUGAAGAUGUGUUCAUAAGGCGAUAAUUUUGUAUCGUACUUACAUUAUGAUGUCAAAAGUUCUUUAAAUUUUCAUCUUGGACAUGUAAAGCUGGAUAACGAACAGUAUGUUGUAGUAACGAUGUUAUACCAGUUUUCAGGAAUCCUUUGUAGAGCUUUCCUGCAACAGAAUGGCGGAGAAACAAUGCACUCUAAAGCCAAAUGUCUCGGUCUUACAACUAAAUAAACGAAAUGAUACAGAGUGUGUCUGAAUAUA